AUGCCCUUCAAAUAUGAAUCUGUUUAUCAUCUUGCUUUGUGUUCAUAUUUACUCUGCACGUGUUUAAAUGAGGUUUUUCUCUGUGUUUUUCUUUUGUCAGAUAAAGAUGAGCCCAGCAGCUACACCUGCACCACGUGCAAACAGCCCUUCACCAGUGCCUGGUUCCUGCUUCAGCAUGCUCAGAACACCCACGGUUUCCGCAUCUAUCUUGAGAGUGAACCUGGCAGCCCUCUGACCCCCCGUGUGGCUGCAGCUCCUGGGAUGGGGGGUGACUGUGCCUCCUCUCAGCCUCCCCUGCACGCCGUCCACUUGGCUGAAGGCAGCCCCUACAGCCUCCUGAGGAUGCCUGGUUCUGGGUCUGGUCGGGAUUCGGCGUCUACGCCUCGUGAGGGCCGUUACCCCCGAACGCCCCCACUGUUCAGCCCACCACCACGUCACCACCUCAGCCCRGAUGACCUUGCCUUGGCAACCCACCACCCUAGCGCCUUUGACAGAGUGAUGAGGCUAAACUCAGUGCCAUUAGAAGCCCCUCAGAGCAUGGACUUUUCUAGACGUCUCCGUGAGCUGGCCGGCAAUGCCACUGGAGGUUCUCCACCUCUUUCCCCUAACAGACCCAACCCUAUGCAACGGCUGCUGCAACCAUUCCAGCCAGGUUCCAAACCCCCAUUCACAGCCACGCCUCCCCUCUCCACCUCUCAGUCCCCUUCUGGCUCCCGCUCUACCCCUAAUCUUGCAUCCAAUUCAGUCCAGCCAGGCACCCCUCUCAAGGCAAAGUCUUGUGAGUUCUGCGGAAAGACCUUCAAGUUUCAYAGUAACCUUAUUGUGCACCGGCGAAGCCACACAGGGGAAAAGCCAUUCAAGUGUCACCUUUGUAACCACGCCUGCACGCAAGCGAGCAAACUAAAACGCCACAUGAAGACACACUGUCAGAACAAGUCCUCUGCCAUCAACACCAAGUCAGACGAUGGCCUCUCGACGGCGAGCUCUCCUGAACCUGGUACCAGCGAGGUGAUGGGCAGUGCCACAGAUGCUCUCAAGUCAGUGGUGGCCAAGUUCAAGAGUGAGAACAAUGGUCUGGGGCCUGAAAACGAGGAUGAAGAGGAAGAUGAGGAUGAGGAAGAAGAGGAGGAAGAGGAUGAAGAGGAGGAGGAGGAGGACGAGGAYGAAGGYGAAGAGGAYGAAGUUGAAAYUAAGCCUGGAGUUGAAGAAGAGGGAAGGAAUGACUAUCGUUUCAGCCUGAGGCUCGAAGGAGCCCGUCAUCACCAGAACAGUGAGGCUCUACAUCCACAUCGCCGYAGCUUGUCCCGGGAGCCCGCUGAUGAAGACGCAAUUGUAAAGAUGGAUCAUAUGGAUGAUGGCACCACUACUACCAUCAAUGGCCUGGGACCUCUAACUAAUGACAGCCUGACCAGGAAGCUGCUGUGUGGUGGUAUUAGUCCCGGCCCCAUCAGCCCCUUAUCCAAACGGAUCAAGGUGGAAAAAGACCUCGACCCACCCACGCCUACUAUCCCAAACACCGAGAACGUUUAUUCUCAGUGGUUAGCUGGCUACGCCGCCUCUCGGCAACUCAAAGACCCCUUCAUCAGCUUCACAGGUGGGGACUCUAGACAAUCACCCUUCACCUCCUCAUCGGAGCACUCAUCAGAAAACGGCAGCUUGCGCUUCUCCACUCCACCCGGUGAGCUAGACGGUGAACGGGCUGCCUCAGGACGCAGCGGCACGGGCAGCGGGGCCAGCACUCCCCACGGCGGCAGCGGGAACGGCAGACCYAGCUCCAAGGACGGCCGCCGCAGCGACACCUGUGAAUUUUGCGGCAAAGUGUUCAAGAACUGCAGUAACUUGACUGUGCACCGACGCAGUCACACGGGAGAACGGCCAUACAAAUGCGAACUGUGCAGCUACGCGUGUGCCCAGAGCUCAAAACUCACCCGCCACAUGAAGACCCAUGGACAGAUGGGCAAGGACGUGUACAAAUGUGAAAUUUGCCACAUGCCUUUCAGUGUGUACAGCACUCUAGAGAAACACAUGAAGAAAUGGCACAGUGACCGCCCUCUGGCUAAUGACAUUAAAACUGAAUAGGCAAAGAGCCGUUCUCUUUCAGCUCCCCCGGCUAAAGUGCAACCCUUGCUAACUGGCCAACGAGCAUGGGGAAAGACAACAGGGUUAGACACCAGAACGCAGUGCAGCCCUGCUUUCAUCCUCUUUUGGAGAAAGCUUGAUGCAUGAUCCACGAUUGGGGCAAUACUAUUGCAUCAGAACUUUUUGAGCCUUUCUAUUGUGCAAUAAUUUACACAUUUUGUAUUUUUUGUAACUGGACAGCAUGCUUGGUGUGUUUUGGCUACUUAGAGAGAAAAAAAUGUCCUUGGCUAGUGGGUUUGGUUGUACAUGUGUCGCUGUUGAUACUUUCAAUUUUGUCAACAUAAAAAAAGACUAGUUUAACCCAAGCUGCAUACAGUACAUACUGUUUUACAUAUCAUGUGCAGUUUUGUGUUCAAACACAGAAGACGGUGUCAUAUUUUCAAAACAUCAAGACAAGCAGGGUCAAACAUAAAACCGAUCUUUGUGAAAGAAUUUCCAUGCAACAUCGAGAAAAGAUUUAUAUCUAUAUGUAUACUGUAUAUAAAAUUGGGCUGCCUAUAAAAUUUUAGGCACGAACGCCAUUAAAUAUUUCUUUUUCGAACAUCAUUGAAAUUAAUAACGUGGUGUGAAARGACAACAAAGAGUGCCUUGGAUAGUUUACUUGCAUUAGUUAAUCCUCCUUUUUGCUAUAAGCUCGGAGUUUCAGCUAUAAAUGAAUACAUUUUUGUGCACAUGUGGAAGAGGCAGGUCCUUGCAUCAAGCACCUGCUUGACCCUGUAAGACUUAAUAGAAUAAGGGGAACCAGCUGAAACAAACAAACAAAAAAAAAAACAAUGUGUAUUUCUGGUAAAACAUUAAUCUGGCUGACUCAUGUAUAUUGACGUUUUCAUGAUUACAGUUUUGUUUACCGGCAUGUUACAUGCCCAAAUGGGGUCGGACUUCGAGGUGUAGGUGUUACUGUUUGUUUUCGGUACAACUGAAAGGGUACUCUGACAAGCUGUUUUAACAAACAUAAAGCUCUUAAUUUUUCGAACUGUUUAUUUUCUUUUGAAAUUAAAAGUGCAAGCAUUAUUUUGCAGGCAGCACCGAAUCAUUAAAUUCUUCUGUGUUAGCCAGGCAGGCAGUAAUUCCAGCAGUCACUUGAAGACAAAGUAAAAUUUUGUUUUUGCAAYUCAGGUUUGGGUUUCGGCGUGUUGAGCAUUAGGGAGGGUGAGGGUCAUGGUAGUGAGUGGGCCGAGUAGCUGUCUUAACAAUUCAAAAGUUCUUAGAGCGAUAAUUCUUUUUACCUCAAUAUGUUUUUGAAUUUGGAACAUAUUUUAUUAACUCGAGGUGGGAAUGAUCUAAAUCCAAUUAUAGAAUAAACAGUUUCUAAAUUCUGCAAAUUACUCAUUACAGGUUUUAUGAAUAAAAAUGUUUUUUUUUCUUACUCUAGAAUUUGUUCUUUUAUUUUUCUAUCUCCACCCCCCAUCACUGAUAAUGAUAUAGCACUUGUCACUCUGCCUUGGAUCCUGUAUCUGUCUCUGUAAUCGGAGGUACAGUUGGUUGAGUAUAAAAUGAUGACCAGAUUUUAGAUCUGGCACUACCUACAUGCACUGUUCAAUUUUCCCAGUUUACAGUUGGGCGCUCAAGGGAAAACUUGCUCUUAUGCUGACAGAUAAGCUUGGUGUCAUUGCUUUGCAUUAAAAAAAAGUGUUGAUUUAGAAACUUUUUGCCAGCCAUGUUUCCUUCAAUGAGCUAAAAAUGAGUUUGGCUCUUGGAGGUGGUGUUGCAGGAAUCGCCAUAGAAACGUCCUGUUUCACACCCACUUUAGAACUACACAAUUAAAUUCUACAAAUUUGAAAUAAAAUAAAUAAAAUGUC
Molecule: messenger RNA, 3938 nt
Organism: Austrofundulus limnaeus
Lineage: Eukaryota; Metazoa; Chordata; Actinopteri; Cyprinodontiformes; Rivulidae
Product: B-cell lymphoma/leukemia 11A
Exons: 2
Coding region: 1-2079 (692 amino acids)
Biological process (GO): regulation of transcription by RNA polymerase II; negative regulation of dendrite development
Cellular component (GO): nucleus
Molecular function (GO): DNA-binding transcription factor activity; RNA polymerase II cis-regulatory region sequence-specific DNA binding
Source: RefSeq, a predicted model, not a curated record